AUGUAAACAAUUAGAACAUUUACAUAAACAAAAUCAAUCAGACACAUUGCUAACAGUGUUUCGUGGACAUGGGAAUAUGCCUAUGGAUCAAUUUGAAAACAUCAAAGAGAAUAUUGGUAAUUUAAUAUCAUUCAAUGGAUUUCUAUCAACUACAAGUGAUUACAAUGUUGCAGUAUUAUUUUCAGGAUCUGAGUCAACUGAAGAUAAAUCUGUCAUAUAUGAAAUUCAAACUAAUUAUAAUUUGAAAAAUGUUGUUUUUGCUGAUAUUACGCAACUUUCAGACAUAGAGGAUGAAAAAGAAUUUUUAUUUAGUCUUUGUUCUAUAUUCAGAAUCGAUGGUAUUCUAAAUGAUGAAGAAAAUCAAAUAUCAAAAAUUAUGAUGAGUGCAGUAGAUGAAGAUGCAGUAAAUAUUUUAGAACAGAUGAAGAUUGAAAUAAUUCAAGAGGAAAAGAAACAUUUCUUCGAUAGUAUAAAUCAAUACUGUCGAAAGCGAUAUAUUAUUAGAGCAUUUGCUAUCAUGUUUUUUAUCAUGAUUUUGACAUUAGGAGUAAUUUUUGGUAUCAAUAUGAAAUUAAAAGAUAAAACCUCGAGUUUAGACAACUGUGUCGGUUUAGAUUGCACGACAUUUAGCACAACAACAGGACGUCAUUCCACAUUAAAAACUGAAACUUCUGCAUCAAAACGAACUGAACCAUCGAUACUGACAACUUCAUCAAAACCGAUAAUUCCAUCAAUUUCUACUUAUAUCAGAACGAAUGGAUCAGAAGCGCCAUGUAUGAAGAUUUUUUCUUUUGUUUUGAAAAUAAGGAAAUUUUUAUUUAGCAUCGGAAUAUUGUUUUCCAGUCGGAUGGGAAUCGAUAGGUGAUGAAAUAAUAAGUCAAGGGAAUUACAGAAGUUUCACUGUCGAUGAUGAUUCUAAUGUAUACGUUACAAAUAGAGCUCGCCAAAGUUUAGAAAAAUGGUCAUCCAGCAAUAAAUUAAUUCAACGAUAUUUUGACGGAAACUUUGGUGAUACUCCUUUGUUCUAUCAUUCAUUAUCUCAAUCCGUGUACUUUUGU
This is a messenger RNA of Adineta steineri, 1058 nucleotides long. The record is from the annotation of a GenBank genome assembly. NCBI's taxonomy places the organism in Eukaryota, Metazoa, Rotifera, Eurotatoria, Adinetida, Adinetidae.